Messenger RNA from Protopolystoma xenopodis, 369 nucleotides. NCBI's taxonomy places the organism in Eukaryota, Metazoa, Platyhelminthes, Monogenea, Polystomatidea, Polystomatidae. The record is from the annotation of a GenBank genome assembly.
AUGCUUCUCAGCGCUCGACCCGCCUCAAUAUUUGACGUUGUCGGUGGUGGAUCGGAAAAUUCGGAUCACAAUGUAUCCAUUGAUUUUCAUGGAGAUGCCUUUUCUGAGGCCGCUCAGUUCGAGCCCCCUCCACACAUUACAUCCCCGACUAGAGCUAUUCCUUCUGUACCUCAGGUUCGCUGGCCUUCCUCGGCAGAGAAUAACGUAGUCGCUGCUGAAGAGGGUCUUCGGCGUCGAGUUUCUCAGCGUCAAUCCAGACUCAAUCCAACCACAGACGGUGAUCCAAACUCUCCUCCUCUGUCUACUUCAAAAAUUUCCACGUUCAGAGUUCCUCGAGGCAGCUCAAAAGUGUUGCACGUUAGGCUGUAA